AUGCAAGCCAGUUUUCCUUACAACCAUCACCAACACCUUGCAUCCGAAAUGGCCAAGUCUUUGAGAUCCAAAUCCAAGUUGAGAGCGAAGUCUGUCAAGAGAAAGGGCGAAUUCCAAGCCGCUGUCGAUGACAGACAGAAGAGAAUUGUUGCCAGAUGUGAAGCCGACUUGAAGAAGCAAAACGAAGAAACUGAAAAGAAAAAGGACGAAGACAAGGACGAAGACAAUGUUAAAGAUGUCAUGGCUGUUGACGAGACCCCAAAGAGCGACAAGCCUGUCUCCACCUCCGGUUGGAGAAAGACCAGACACACUGCGUACAAGCAGAGAAACAACACCAAGAGUAAGAAACACAUGAAGUUUGGUAAGGUUAACUACUAAACAGCUCGGAUUUCGUUGUUUCCUCUUUCUCUCGAUUGGGUAUACCCCAACUGCUUGACGUUAAUGGCGCACCGGUUGAAGUUAAGUGCCAAAGCGAUGCCUUUGCCCCCGCCUGUUAUCGUCUUUCUGUACAUUAUGAUAUCAGCUCAUGCAUUUAUGUCUGCUGUGACAUCGCAUUGCGUUUUCCACUGCUCUCAUAUAUCUCUAUACUUUCCUGUUGGCCUCUAGUUUUUCUUUGUUAUUUCAUCUCCAUGGGUAUUUUUUUUUUAUUCUAUUCUUCUUUGGUCAAGGCAGUUUUUUCUUCUCCCUUACAUUCUCGUUAUCUGUGACAUUUAAAAAAUAUUUGC
This is a messenger RNA of Babjeviella inositovora NRRL Y-12698, 725 nucleotides long. RefSeq lists its product as uncharacterized. The record is from RefSeq and is a predicted model, not a curated record. Gene Ontology annotation, cellular component: preribosome, large subunit precursor. The coding region runs from base 1 to 378 and encodes 125 amino acids. NCBI's taxonomy places the organism in Eukaryota, Fungi, Ascomycota, Pichiomycetes, Serinales. The transcript is spliced from 2 exons.